AUGUCGUCGUCAAACUUCACCUUCUACAAUUACCCCGGCACCGAAGCCAAUUCAGAAUCCUUCCACUACUCGCAAGCCGUCAAAGUCGGCAACAUUGUUAAGACUUCCGGCCAGGGCGGCUGGACACAGGACGGCAGUAUCCCCUCGGACAUCGAGAGACAAGUCGCGCUCGCCUUUGAGAAUGUCGAGAAUGCCCUCCGCGCCGUCGACGCCCGACUCUCGUGGCAGAAUGUCUAUGCCGUGCGUAGCUACCAUAUCGAUGUGUCGAAGACCUUUGACGUGGUGACGGCGAACUUCAAGCGCGUGCUGCCGAACCACCGGCCUGUGUGGACGUGCGUGGAGAUUGGGAAGCUGGGGAUCGAGGGAAUGGAGAUUGAGAUUGAAGUCGAGGCUCAUUAUCCGUUCUGA
Molecule: messenger RNA, 408 nt
Organism: Aspergillus nidulans FGSC A4
Lineage: Eukaryota; Fungi; Ascomycota; Eurotiomycetes; Eurotiales; Aspergillaceae
Product: RidA family protein
Exons: 1
Coding region: 1-408 (135 amino acids)
Source: RefSeq, a predicted model, not a curated record